Cooperia oncophora is the source of this 645-nucleotide messenger RNA. The record is from the annotation of a GenBank genome assembly. Lineage: Eukaryota; Metazoa; Nematoda; Chromadorea; Rhabditida; Trichostrongylidae.
AUGCUCGAUUUUAUUGCAGAGGAUUCGAAAGGUGUAUCAACGAUGAAUAUGCCGGUGAAUCAAGCGCUGGAAGGACACAGCGGUACGGUAUUGUGCGCCGCGUGGAACGAAGUGCAUCAGAAACUAACAACAAGUGAUUCCAAUGGUUUAAUCAUUGUAUGGAGCCUUCACAAUGAAACAUGGUACGAGGAAAUGAUCAAUAACAGAAAUAAAAGCGUUGUGGUUGGUAUGGCAUGGAACUAUGAUGGAAGUAAGAUUGCUAUAACGUAUCAAGACGGGCAAGUCAUCGUUGGAACAAUGGACGGGAAUCGAAUCUGGAAUAAAGAACUGCCUGGAACGAUUGCGGCUUGUGAAUGGUCACCAGAUGGAAACUUGCUGCUAUUUGGAAUGGGUGACGGUGAAGUUCACACCUACGACUUCCAGGGGAACUUUGUGAAUCCAAAACCAUCACCUCUCUACAAGGAGAAAAAUGAUGAAGAAAUAAUUACAAACUUCCUUUAUCAAAAGCUUCAUAUGGUUGCUUUGGAAAGCGUCGAACUGGAAACAGCACUAGCAAAAGAUUUGCGUAAAGACAACAUCAUAGCGCUGAAGUGGUAUGCACCUACUCCAAAAUGCCGUCUUCUAGAAAUCGGUGAGUGUCUGUGA